AUGGACUUACAGGCAGUGAGGGACAUAAGGAAACUUGUCAUCGACCUCUGCCGCCAGCACAAUGGUGGCCAUGGCGGAUCUGCCAUUGGCAUGGCACCCAUGGCAGUCGCCCUGUGGAAGCAUGUUAUGCGAUAUAAUCCGAUGAACCCAGACUGGUUUGACCGAGAUAGAUUUGUUCUAUCGAAUGGACAUGCAGCUGUCUUGCUGUAUGCCAUGCUCCACAUCUCCGGGCACCCGCAUAUGUCCAUGGACGAGCUCAGGUUGUACGCCAGUGCAAAGCCGGUGGAUAGAGCCACAGGUAAAUGGAAGGAGGCCCUGUGUCUUGGUCACCCAGAGAUCCAUGUCUCCGGCGUUGAAGUGACUACCGGGCCUCUCGGGCAAGGCAUCUCCAACGCCGUAGGGCUUGCAAUCGCAUCGCGCAACUUGGCAGCAACCUUUAACCGACCCGGCCACGAGGUGAUCGGAUCCCACAUUUAUUGCGUCACCGGAGAUGGUUGUCUCCAGGAAGGAGUGGCAUGCGAGGCAUUGGCCGUUGCCGGAAACCUCGGACUCGACAACCUGACCUUGAUAUAUGACAACAACCGGGUGACCUGCGACGGCCCUCUGGAUUGGACGGCCUUGGAAGACACAAAUGCCAAGAUUAAAGCAUUGGGGUGGCACGUACUUGAUGUCCCAGACGGCGACGGAGACCUGGCUGUGUCCAACAUUGUCUCAGCUUUGGCCGAGGCGAAGACCCUGAAAGAGCGUCCUACCUUUAUAAACGUCCGAACUACAAUAGGCUAUGGGACUCUGCACGCGGGAACCGCCAAGGCGCAUCAUAGUUCAUUCACAGCGGAAGAUGCAGCAAAAUUUGCUCCGUCCGGCGAGUCCGCCACACACACCAUCUCCUCCGACACCAAGAAGUAUUUCGCGAGUCUUGUCGACAAGGGAAGCGCCCUGGAAGAGAAGUGGAAUGGCGUUCUCAAAACCUAUUCUGCUAGCUAUCCUGAGCUUGCCACUAUCUUGGACCAGCGAAUGCAGGGCACGGUCGACGUUCGCGCGGCUGGACUUUUGGAGUCGAUGGAGGUCCCAGAUUCGCCCAUGGCGACCAGGCAGUUCAAUGGCGUUCUAUUCAACCGCUUGAUCACCAGCGUCCCUUCCAUGAUCGCUGGCGGCGCCGACAUGUGGAACUCCACCAACAUGAGCGACGCGGCGCAACAGGAACUCAUCUUUGACCGCUCCCGUCCGUCUGGCAGGCUCGUUCGCUACGGCAUCCGCGAGCACGCCAUGGCGGCAAUCUCCAACGGCAUUGCAGCAUACCGGCGCGGCUGUUUCCUUCCAGUCACUGCGACGUUCUUCAUGUUUUACCUGUACGCGGCCCCGGGUGUGCGGAUGGGUGCCUUGAGUGAUCUCAGGGUAAUUCAUAUCGCUACGCAUGACUCCAUCGGCGAGGGCCAGAAUGGGCCAACGCACCAGCCAGUUGAGCUGGACAGCCUGUAUCGUGCAAUGCCAAACUUGCAGUAUAUUCGCCCAGCUGACCCCGAGGAAGUAAUUGGGGCAUGGGCCGCCGCGUUGGAAGUGGAGACGACACCGUCCAUCAUCUCACUGGCUCGCGAGCCCCUACUCUAUGGGCUUUCAGGGACGAAUAGGCAGAAGGUAAAGAGGGGAGGCUACGUUUUGUCCGAGGCACAAAUGGACGUGAAGGCGUUGGUAACGCUGGUAUCCUGCGGCUCUGAUCUGCAAUUCGCAGCGGAGGCCGCGCGGCGACUCAACGACGAGGGCAUCCCGACACGCCUGGUGAGUAUGCCCUGCAUCGAACUUUUCGAAAAGCAGCCGCAGGACUAUCAAGGCGAGGUGCUAUCCGCCUCCAAGCACAUCGUCUCUGUAGAGUCAUACGUCUCGACUGUCUGGGCUCGAUUCUGCGACGCCUCGGUCGCAAUGGACUCGUUUGGAUACUCGGGCUCGAGCACGGAGAAUUAUGCAAGAUUUGGGAUGGACAGCGAUGGUGUGGUGAGAAAGGUCAAAGCCUUGAUCGAGCAUGACAACCCCGGUGGCAAGAUAGGUGUGUCUCGAAGGUGGAGGCUUCUAAAGUAG
This is a messenger RNA of Purpureocillium takamizusanense, 2073 nucleotides long. RefSeq names its product Formaldehyde transketolase. Bases 1 to 2073 code for a protein of 690 amino acids. The transcript has 2 exons. Gene Ontology annotation, cellular component: cytosol. The record is from RefSeq and is a predicted model, not a curated record. Gene Ontology annotation, molecular function: transketolase activity. Gene Ontology annotation, biological process: pentose-phosphate shunt. Lineage: Eukaryota; Fungi; Ascomycota; Sordariomycetes; Hypocreales; Ophiocordycipitaceae.